AUGGCGGCGGCGUAUCCUAGCCAGGAACAUCGCCCGAUAAAGAAGUCGCGGCUGGGACCCCCAGACGUCUACCCUCAGGAUCCUAAACAAAAAGAGGAUGAGCUGACUCAACAAAAUGUAAAGCAUGGCUUCCAGCUAGGAACCUUGGUGCCAGACGAGUGCAGCACUUUUUACAACAGCGUGUUAAAAAAGAAAACUGAAUUAAACACACUUCAGGACAGUAAGAACAAAAAAUUCCAGCUGCCAGUCAAGGAGAAUUUCUGGCCUGCAGCCUGCAGUAAGUCUUCCACGGAAGCAUGGUUCAAAGAUCUUGCUGGAAGCAAACCUUUGGCCUCUCUUAGUCGCAAGGUACCAACAUUCAACAAGAAGGAGGAGAUAUUUUCCACCCUGUGUGAAUAUUCUGUGUCCAAUGUCCGCGCUGCUUGGUUCAUCAAAAUGACUGCUGCACACAACAUGGGAACUCAGGAUUCCAGAAAUCGUAGAAAGCUGUCUAUAGACCAGUGCAUGGACUGGACGCAAGCACUGACCAAGUUCCUAAAGGACCAGCUGCAGAAGAUUCAAGAUUACUUUACUGAGACUUCCAGCACGCCGAUGACCACCCCGUUUCUGUUGGCACCGUCUCCAAAUACGUCUAAAGUAGACCUGGAUCAGGCCAUGAAGAACUGGGCCUACUGUACGAGAUUUGCCAACCAUAUGUACGAGGAAAAUUUGUUUGAUCGCCAUGAGUUCCUGAGCUGGUUAAUUGAACUUCCUGACAAAAUGAAGCAGGCAGACGAUGUUGUUCUCAAGCUAAUUUUGGUGCAGCUGAAUUUGUAUUCAUCUGAUAUUUGCAAGUCUGUCAUUUUGGCGAGAAGACUGGCCACAGUUUGUGGGCGGAAGAUCACAGUUCUUGUAGCAGAGAUGGACCACAUGAUGGGUAGAAAUGACCCAAUGAUUAAUGCUAAUGGCACCCCACUAAACCCUGCCCAGGCCAUCAACACAACCAUCCAGAUGUCGCUGCUGAACGCCAUGUCCGAGUUCAAGGAGUGUCAGAGCCACCGCUUCAUCGUGCUGCAGCUGUGUGCCCUAGCCCAGAUCAUCACCAUCAAAUGCCCUACAGCCAUGGUAUGGAACUCCCUUGGAGACAGCAAAAGCAACUCCUUCCUAGUGGGCUCCCCACUGGAUCUGUUUCCUUGUGCCCCCAGCAGUCUCCCCAUGCCUCCUGGUAGUAACAACCAAUAUAUACGAAGUCAGCUGAAAAUUGGGGAACAACAGGUUGUAGCCAGGAGUAUAGCAGCAGAGGCACACUGGUCCUCUGAUAAAUGCCAACAGUCAACUGCAGGUUAUGUGAUGAACAAAGUGCUGAAAGUCCUGGACAUCCUCGACCAACAUAACUUUGAUAUUGUAGACAAUACUUACAAUAUGGACUCGCUGUACAUCAAGAUCUUCAGCAUUACCAACAGCAAGGAGAUGGGAGAGACACCUAUCGGAGAUGAGCCAAUCAUUAACCUACUGGUAGACUGGGCUGUGAGCACCCAGCGGGUGGGAGACCACAGAUGUAUUGUGGCAGCUCUCCUCUUGGAACGGCGGCAGGCUGAGAUUAGAAGCGAGAAAUAUGGAGACAUGGACUGCUCUGAUGAUAAGGAGGGGCUCCACCCAGAUCCGGGUACAGCAACUCCUGUUUUCCAGUCUUUGCUGAUGAGUUUUCUGGACAGCAGGGCUCCUGUAUUGGAGGAGCACCCAACAGAUGAAGCUCGGCAGGCUUUCAAAAAUCUUAUAGCUUUAUUCAAUGAGCUAAUUGUCCAUGAUGUGUUCUCCCAUGAUGCCUACAUGCACAUGCUGAUCUCCCGAGGGGACCUGGGCCUGGCUCCAGCUUACACCACUCCGCUGUCGGACAGCGAUGAUCUGUUCAGCGUCAAGAGCCAGCCGGAGAGUCUCAAGCAUGAUAUGACACUGGGAGAUGAUGAAAUCAAAGUGGUCAUGGACAUCCAUACAAUGGCCGAGAAUGUCGAUAGCUUCUUUGGUUCCAUGAAAGAAGAGUCCAAACCCAGUCCUGAGCAGCCAGCGUCUGUGAAAUCCAUUAAAUCGGAGAAGGACCAGCCCCUGGGAAGUGUAGGAGACUUUAGCACCAGUGCUGCAGCCCAGCCACCAGUGCCAAAGGGCCCUUCAAGACACAUGGUGUAUGCCACCCAUUUCCCGAUUCCACAGGAUGACUGCUCCAGCCACGAGAUCAACCAAAGAAUGAUCGUCUUGUAUGGGGUGGGCAAAGCACGGGAUGAUGCUCGCCACAUGUUCAAGAAAAUCUCAAAGGAAAUAGUAAAGCUCUUCGGCAAAAGAAACUGUAUAGAUGUUACUAGUGGAGAUUUGGGCAAGGUGAAGAAGAAGAAAGAAAAAGAAGCUAAGGAAGGGGAAGUUACUGUUACACCAUCAAUGUCCAAUACAGCCAUAGCAACACCAAACUUUGACAGCCUGCAGCAGAAGUUCUCCAAACUGUCCUACUUUGAUCAGCACCAAGUCACCGCCCAGUGCACAUCUGCUGUUCUAGACCAGAUAAAGAGUUUUACAGCUGGCAACUCAAGUUAUCUUCCCCUUGGAGACAAUAUCUCCUUUUUGUUUGAUCUCAUGCAGUCAGCUCUGAACAUCAGCGGGUUAAUGGACUUUAUUAUCAGGCUGCUGAAGGAUCUUGUUGAAGUGGAGAAGGAGCUGCAUCAGAAGGAGUCUUUUCUCAUGAUGACUUACACCACAGAAGUCUGCCUCAACAUUGUUGCUGUCCUGCGCAAGUAUCAUUCCUACUUGCUGAGCCCACUAGGAUUGAGUUCUGAACUCUUUAUUGGGCUGACUGACAUUCUCAAGGUAGUCAAUGUCUGUAAUCCCAUCUACUGCUCCACUGCCGAAAGAUGUGUUCUCACCUACCUCUAUGAUAUCUACACCACAUGCGCACCUCUUCAGAUGAGACACUCCGAGAUCUUCAACCCAGCAUACACGAAGAUGAAGGCCACCUUGUUUGCCCAGAUAACUCCAUCCUCUACCAACGCCAAGUGGGAUCAAAAUGAAAUGAAGGAAAUCAUCAAAUCUGCUAAAUUGCCGGAGGAACCCCACAAACUACACAAAAGCCUGUGUGACUGUGCUGCCACACGAUACAGUUUUGUCUGUAAUGUCUUGCUGGAAGUUGUCUCCACCCCUGCUGAGAACCUCCGUGACAUGACUGACCUUGUUGUGCUAUGUGCUGAAUUGACUGCCCAUUGUAACGCCCUCAGCCAGGAAUGGCUAGGAGUACUCAAGGCACUGUGCUGCUCGUCGCAACAAGAUCUCGGCUUCAUAGAUGUGCUCACCACAAUAGAUGUUGGGGAUCUGUCCAUCCAUGACUCGCUAGCUGUGUUCACUGCCAUGCUGAUAGCUCGCCAUUGCUUUUCUCUGCAAGACUUUGUUUACCACGUGGCCCUGCCAUCUCUCAUGGCUGUCUGUUGUCCAGAAGGAGAUGCUGAAGCGGAACCAGGAGCUCGCCUGUCUUGUCACUUACUUCUAAGGCUGUUUAAACCAUCCUACCUCAUUGCCUCUCACUGUGGUUUAUCUGGAGUGAAAAACCCGCCCCUCAUACGUAACUCCUGUGACAGGCAUCUUUUGGAAGCAGCACAUCUCUUUAUCGGAGUGGGACCAAUGCUUGCUGUCCUGAAGGCCAUGCUGAAACUAGCGGAUGAGUCAAAUGAUGAUUCCUCUAGCAAGGGAGGUUCCGGUAGCUCGAAGGAUAAGACUGGAAUGUACUUUGCCAAUCUGUUACGCCAGAUAGGUAAUGAGGAUGAGAUGGAAGCUAUGCUCAGUGCGAGCUCAGGAGGACAAAGUGGCAAGGAUGGACUGGGAAGCGGAAGUCUCAGUGAAUUUGCCAAGAGGGCCCUUUCCGAGAUUUGUCGCCAGGACUGGGUGCGAGAGAAAUUCCUUCGCAAUCCAGAAAAAUUGUUUACCAGCGACUUGCUGAAUGACCCCAUUUUGUCUUAUCGGCAGGCCCAGCAGUUGCUACAGAUGAUCUGCUACCCAAGUGGUGUGCCCAACCAGGUGGAAGGAUGUGACCCUGAGAGCAAGCAUGUCAUACAGAGAGUAUUGCAGACCCUUGACCAGUGGACAUUGAGAGUCUCCUGGCUGGAGCUACAACUCUUGUUUGAGAGGUCACCCUCACAGUCAGAAACCAAUAACCUGCUGGAUUUGGUGUCCCGUGGAACUAUAGACCUGUUUUAUCAGCUGACAGAAAACCAAGGCAUGUCGGAUGUGCCCAUGACCCUGCCGCAGGAGCACAAGCCGAGUUCAGAAAACACAAUCUGGUUGGUGGCUCCAUUAAUUGCCAAGUUGCCAGGAGCAAUUCAGGGGCGAGUGCUGAAGCUGGCAGCUCAAGUUCUGGAGAGCGGCAACAAUUUGUUUGUCACCACCAAGAACAAACAGGAGAAAGAGAAGAAUUUGAAAAGUAAGUCACUUCUUGGCCACCAGCCGUUUCUGUCGCUGGUGUUGAGCUGUUUGAAAGGUCAGGAUGAACAGCGGGAGUUCUUGCUGAGGUCCCUGCUGAACCAGCUGGAGAUGUUCAUCAACAAUCCCAAAGAUGUCAUGGACAAGGUAGCAGAGGACAGCAAGCUUAGACAAAACCUCCAUGAGGACCUGCAGCUCAGACUGUCCCUGGUGGGCGGUAUGUUUGACAUGAUACAGCGGAAUAAUGCUGCAACUAGUGACUGGGCACUGAUCCUUGUCCAGCUGGUCAGUCAUGAGGUCAUAGAAUGUCAGGUUAACAGUGAACUAUUUCUGACCAUAGUGGACAUGUUGUCAGUCCUUAUUCAUGGAACCUUGCUGUCUGAAGGACAGGAGAAAGGAGAUGAGAACCGAAAGUCCUACUUUAACCUGAUCAAGAAAGUUAGG
Molecule: messenger RNA, 4875 nt
Organism: Candidula unifasciata
Lineage: Eukaryota; Metazoa; Mollusca; Gastropoda; Stylommatophora; Geomitridae
Source: the annotation of a GenBank genome assembly